Molecule: messenger RNA, 3273 nt
Organism: Saccharomycodes ludwigii
Lineage: Eukaryota; Fungi; Ascomycota; Saccharomycetes; Saccharomycodales; Saccharomycodaceae
Gene: CRM1
Product: exportin CRM1
Exons: 1
Coding region: 1-3273 (1090 amino acids)
Biological process (GO): protein export from nucleus; ribosomal large subunit export from nucleus; ribosomal small subunit export from nucleus
Cellular component (GO): cytoplasm; nucleus
Molecular function (GO): small GTPase binding; nuclear export signal receptor activity
Source: RefSeq, a predicted model, not a curated record
AUGGAUGCUAUUUUAGAUUUUUCAAAAGAUUUAGAUAUUAACCUGUUGGAUCAAACCGUGGAUACUUUCUAUAAAGGAUCUGGUGAGCAACAAAAACAGGCCCAAGAAAUUUUAACAAAAUUUCAAAAUAAUCCAGAUGCUUGGCAACGUGCAGAUAAAAUUUUGCAGUAUUCUUCAAAUCCAUUGACCAAAUUCAUUGCAUUAAGCAUUUUGGAUAAAUUGAUCACCACCAAGUGGAAACUGUUACCACAAGAGCAUCGCAUUGGCAUUAGAAAUUUCAUUGUUGGCAUGAUUAUUAGCUUAUGUCAAGAUGAAAAUGUUUUCAAAAACUCCAAAAAUUUAAUUAACAAAUCCGAUUUGACUUUGGUCCAAAUUUUAAAACAGGAAUGGCCUCAAAAUUGGCCAGAAUUUAUCCCUGAAAUAGUUUCUUCCUCCCAAGCUUCUUUAAGUGUUUGUGAGAAUAAUAUGAUUAUUUUAAAAUUGUUGAGUGAAGAAAUUUUUGAUUAUUCCGCUGAACAAAUGACCCAAGCGAAAACUUUGAAAUUGAAACAAUCCAUGUCUAAAGAAUUUGAACAGAUUUUCAAAUUGUGUUUCCAAGUUUUAGAAUCCAGUCAAUCUACUUCUUUACUAGUUGCUGCAUUGGAAUCUAUGUUAAGAUAUUUACAUUGGAUUCCAUACCCUUAUAUUUUUGAGACUAAUUUGUUGGAAUUAUUGAGUAAUAGAUUUCUAAGUGACCCAAGCACAAGAGCUAUAACAUUAAAAUGUUUGACUGAAGUCGCUGCACUACCAGUUGCUACUGGUGAUUCUAUUGACAGUAGUAACAAUUCUACCAACAAUACAAUUUCCAUAAAGACAAUAAAUUAUUUCCAAGUCACCAUUCAACAGAUUUCCUCUAAUGUGUUCCCAGUUAAUGCGAAUUUAAAAGAUAUCUAUGUCAAUGCUGGUAGCAAUGAUCAAUCUUUUUUGCAAGAUUUUGCUAUGUUUUUAACAACUUAUUUGCAACGUCACCGUAAACUAUUGGAAACGCAGUCAUCUUUUAAAGAAUUAUUAUUGACUUCACAUGCUUAUUUGCUUCAAUUAUCUAGAAUUGGUGAGCGUGAACUUUUUAAGACUUGUUUAGACUACUGGCACUCUUUUGUUUACGAUUUAUUCCAAGAAAUUCAAAACUUACCAUUAAAUGAAAUGAAUCCGCUAUUACAAUUAUCUAUGGGCAGCAAUGCAAUUACAGCUGCUCAUGGUGCACCAAACCCAGAAUUUUUAAAAUCAUUCCCCUUGAAAAAACACAUGUAUGAUGAAAUUUGUUCAGAGUUAAGAUUAGUUAUUAUUGAAAACAUGGCUAGACCAGAAGAGGUUUUGAUUGUAGAGAACGAUGAGGGGGAAAUUGUUCGUGAAUUUGUCAAAGAGUCUGACACUAUUCAAUUGUAUAAAUCAGAAAGAGAGGUUUUAGUUUAUCUAACUCAUCUAGAUGUUGUUGAUACUGAAAACAUAAUGAUCAAUAAGUUAUCCAGGCAGUUGGAUGGAUCCGAAUGGUCAUGGCACAAUAUCAAUACUUUGUGUUGGGCCAUCGGGUCUAUCAGUGGUACAAUGAAUGAAGACACCGAAAAAACCUUUUUAGUUGCUGUUAUUAAAGACUUGUUGUCAUUAACCGAACGCACUAGUGGUAAAGACAAUAAAGCUGUUGUAGCUUCCAACAUCAUGUAUGUUGUCGGUCAAUACCCGAGGUUUUUGAAAGCCCAUUGGAGGUUUUUAAGAACUGUUGUUUUAAAAUUGUUUGAGUUUAUGCACGAAACCCACGAAGGUGUCCAAGAUAUGGCCUGCGAUACUUUUUUGAAGAUUGUGGAAAAAUGUAAGCACCAUUUUGUGAUCCAACAACAAGAUGAAAAGGAACCAUUUAUUAAUACUAUCAUCAACGACAUUCAACAAACCACUCAAGACCUAGAGCCACAACAAGUGCAUUCAUUUUAUAGAGCUUGUGGUAUUAUUGUUUCCGAUGAAAACAACAAAACUUUGAGAGAACAACUACUAUCUCAAUUGAUGAGUCUACCUAACAUGGCUUGGGAUACUAUUGUCCAACAGAGCAUGGCCAAUCCUGAACUAUUAGCCGAUUCAGAAACAGUUAAGAUUAUUGCUAACAUCAUUAAAACCAACGUUGCUGUUUGUUUAUCGAUGGGUGCGUCAUUCUAUAGCCAAUUGGGCCAUAUUUAUUACAAUAUGUUACAACUCUAUCGUGCUGUGUCUUCGAUGAUUAGUAGCAGUGUAGCUACGGAGGGGAUAAUUGCUACCAAAACACCUAAAGUCCGUGGGUUGAGAACUAUUAAAAAGGAAGUUUUAAAAUUGGUGGAGAUUUACAUUAGCAAAGCCAAUAACAACUUGGAAGAUGUUGUUAAUGUUUUAGUCCAGCCAUUGCUAAAUGCGGUUUUAGAAGAUUACAUGAAUAAUGUACCAGAUGCCCGUGAUGCUGAAGUAUUAAAUUGUAUGACUACCGUUGUUGCCAAAGUUGGGCAUUUAAUCCCCGAUGGAGUUAUAUUAAUUUUACAAAGUGUUUUUGAAUGCACAUUGAAUAUGAUUAAUAAAGAUUUUACAGAAUAUCCAGAGCAUCGUGUUGAAUUUUACAAAUUAUUGAAGGAAAUUAACAAAAGAUCGUUUAACGCAUUGUUGCAAUUGCCACCUGCUGCAUUUAAAUUAUUUGUUGAUGCUAUUUGCUGGGCAUUUAAACAUAACAAUAGGGAUGUCGAAGUGAAUGGUUUACAGAUAGCCUUGGAUUUAAUUGUCAAUAUUGAGAGAUUGCAAAACAGUGAUUUUGCUAAUGAUUUUUACCAGAAAUACUAUUUUGUUUUCAUUAGUGAAACUUUUUAUGUGUUAACAGAUUCUGAUCAUAAAUCAGGUUUUAGUAAACAAGCCACUAUGUUGAUGAGAUUGAUUGCAUUGAUCAAGGAAAAUAAGAUUACAAUUCCAUUAUAUGGAGAUAAUAGUAGUUCCAAUAGCAUAUAUUUAUGUAAUUAUAUGGCACAAAUGUUAGGGAACGCAUUCCCACACUUGAGUAAAGAUCAGGUGGUUAGCUUUAUAUCUGAAUUGGUUAAGCAGUAUAAUGACUCAGCUAGGUUUACUGGGUUGUUAAGAGAUUUCUUGGUUCAAAUUAAGGAAUAUGGUGGCGAUCCAACAGAUUAUUUAUAUGCAGAAGAUAAGGCUGAAGCUUUGGCUGAACAACAAAGAAUCGAGAAAGAAGCUGCUUCUAAAGUCGGUGGGUUAUUAAAACCAAGUGAAAUGGAGUAG